Messenger RNA from Thecamonas trahens ATCC 50062, 1002 nucleotides. RefSeq lists its product as uncharacterized. The record is from RefSeq and is a predicted model, not a curated record. The coding region runs from base 1 to 1002 and encodes 333 amino acids. NCBI's taxonomy places the organism in Eukaryota, Apusomonadida, Apusomonadidae. The transcript is spliced from 2 exons. Gene Ontology annotation, molecular function: metal ion binding; 5'-flap endonuclease activity.
AUGGGCAUCUCCGGCUUGUUGCCGGCGCUCCAUGGGGCGACUACUGCAAUCCACGUCUCUGAGCUUACUGGGAGCGUUGUUGGAGUCGAUGGAGCAAGUUGGCUCUUCCGCGGCGGCUACAUCUGCGCACACGAGCUCUGCACAGGCAGGCCGACCCGGCGGUUUGCCGACUACGUCCUCGACGCAGCGCAGACACUGGUGGAUGCAGGACUCACACCUGUGGUUGUCUUUGACGGCGCUGUGGUUCCGGUCAAGGCCGAGCUCGAGGCCGUGCGGUGCGCAUCGAGGGCGAGCCAGGUUGCCGAAGGCCUCGCCCAACUGGCUGGAGGCAACAAGUGUGGCUACCGCAAGCUCAUGGCCGGCUUCCCAGUCUCAUGCGAGAUGGCGGCGGCGGCAAAGCAGGUGCUGGAUGCAGCUGGUAUCGCCUGCAUGUUUGCACCGUACGAGGCCGAUGCCCAGCUCGCUGCCCUCUUCCACGCCGGUGUCAUCUCGGCUGUCGUCACCGACGACUCGGACAUGCUCGCCUACGGCGUCGAUCGCGUACUGGUCAAGUUCAACAAGGACUCUGGCCGUGCGCACAUGAUCCGGCUGGCCCAUCUCGCUCGCUCGACCAGCCUCGAUUUGGUCGGCUUUGAUGGUGACAUGUUCUUGCACAUGUGCAUCCUCGCCGGCUGCGACUACGGGCCCUCGCUCCGUGGCACAGGUCUCAAGCGCGCACAUGCUCUUGUCAAGCACGCGCCGACGCUUGCUACGCUGUUGAACGUUCUCGCGGCGACUGACACCGUACCACGCUCCUACCUCACGGCCUUUCUUGCUGCCCGGCUCACCUUUCGCCAUCAGACCGUGUUUGAUCCCGCAAGCCACGAGGCGAGGCCGCUCUUCCCGCUCGAUUUGGCGUCCAUCCCUCCACUGCCACACGACGCCCCGCCGCUGCCAGCCGAUCUGCAUGCGGCCCUCUCGCCCGCGCCAUCGCCGCCGGGCACCUGCAUCCAGCCACGUUGA